AUGACUACUUGGUCUCUGCUCUCUCCUCUUCUUCUUCCUGCGGUUGCUGCGUCUGUGCACACCAACAACAUUAAUGCAAGAACAAAAAGAAAAGUGAUUGCAAGAAGAAGAGGGACAUUAAUAAUAGCAAAUGCCAGAAACAGUAGCCAAGAGAAUGAAGAAGAUAAAGAUGCACCAGCUUUCAAACCCUUUGGUUUUGUUACUGACAAUCCUUCUAGCCGCUCUGCCAUUCAGCUCCCUGAGUCACCUGCUGAGGAUGGCAAUGUCGGCCAAAUGCUCAAUAGGAUAGAAGACAAGGGAAAGGAAUAUGGCUCGUACAUAAAAUCUGGGAAGUUGAUAUGGUUUGUGAGAGAAACUGGAUCUCCUGACAGCCGUCGUGGAACUGUUAUCUUCUUACAUGGAGCGCCAACACAAUCUUAUAGUUAUCGAGUUGUCAUGUCUCAGGCUAUUGAAUCUCUAACUAUGUUGUGGUGCCAAACUAGUAAUGUUGUCUUGCCUAGUAUGCUUUUGCCGGUUAACAUUGAGAUGUCAGAUGCUGGGUUCCACUGCUUUGCACCUGAUUGGAUAGGGUUUGGUUUUAGUGACAAGCCACAACCUGGAUAUGGCUUUGACUACACAGAAAAGGAGUUCCAUGAAGAACUUGAUAAUUUACUUGAUGUGCUGGGUGUCAAAUCUCCUUUCUUCCUUGUUGUUCAGCAUGAUGAUUUCUCAAAUACUGGAUUUCUUGUAGGUUCCUAUGGAUUGACUUGGGCCCUGAAAAACAAGAGCAAGAUAUCAAAAUUAGCAAUUCUGAAUAGUCCAGUGACAGUUUCAUCUCCUGUUCCUGGACUGUUUCAACAGCUAAGGAUUCCUCUGUAUGGUGAAUUUACCUCCCAAAAUGCUGUCAUGGCUGAGCGAUUUAUUGAAGCAGGUAGCCCCUAUGUCCUGAAGCUGGAAAAAGCUGACGUUUAUCGAUUACCAUAUUUGGCAAGCAGUGGACCAGGAUUUGCUUUGCUCGAGGCUGCAAGAAAGAUCAACGUCAGAGAUAUUUUAAGCCAAAUCGCUGAUGGCUUUGCAUCUGAAAGAUGGGAUAAACCAAUACUUCUUGCAUGGGGAAUAGCAGACAAGUAUCUGCCUCAAUCUGUGGCAGAAGAGUUCCAGAAAGGAAACCCUAAUGCUGUGAAGCUUAAGUUAAUAGAAGGCGCAGGCCAUAUGCCACAAGAGGACUGGGAGACCAAAGGUGAGAAAUAUGACUGCCCAGCUGGAGUUGGGGUAAUGGAGUAG
Molecule: messenger RNA, 1263 nt
Organism: Dovyalis caffra
Lineage: Eukaryota; Viridiplantae; Streptophyta; Magnoliopsida; Malpighiales; Salicaceae
Source: the annotation of a GenBank genome assembly